Didymosphaeria variabile is the source of this 1155-nucleotide messenger RNA. Its product is annotated as formate dehydrogenase (NAD+). The coding region runs from base 1 to 1155 and encodes 384 amino acids. Gene Ontology annotation, molecular function: zinc ion binding; S-(hydroxymethyl)glutathione dehydrogenase [NAD(P)+] activity. Gene Ontology annotation, biological process: formaldehyde catabolic process. The transcript is spliced from 6 exons. NCBI's taxonomy places the organism in Eukaryota, Fungi, Ascomycota, Dothideomycetes, Pleosporales, Didymosphaeriaceae. The record is from RefSeq and is a predicted model, not a curated record. Gene Ontology annotation, cellular component: cytosol.
AUGCCUGCGGAUACUGUAGGAAAGACCAUUACUUGCAAGGCGGCUGUUGCAUGGGAGGCUGGCAAGGAUCUGUCCAUCGAGGACGUUGAGGUUGGGCCGCCCAGGGCACACGAGGUCCGCAUUGAGAUCUACUACACUGGCGUCUGCCACACAGAUGCCUACACACUCUCCGGCAAGGAUCCCGAAGGUGCUUUCCCCAUUGUCCUUGGUCAUGAGGGCGCUGGUAUCGUGGAGUCCGUCGGCGAAGGCGUCACCAACGUAAAGCCCGGUGACCACGUUGUUGCACUCUACACCCCCGAAUGCAAGGAAUGCAAGUUCUGCAAGUCCGGAAAGACCAACCUCUGCGGCAAGAUCCGUGCCACCCAAGGUAAAGGUGUCAUGCCCGAUGGCACCUCGCGCUUCAAGGCCAAGGGCAAAGACCUCCUCCACUUCAUGGGCACAUCCACAUUCUCGCAGUACACCGUCGUAGCCGAUAUUUCUGUCGUCGCCAUUACUGAGAAGGCACCCAUGGAUCGCACAUGUCUGCUCGGUUGCGGCAUCACCACCGGUUACGGCGCGGCCGUCAUCACUGCCGGAAAGGGCGGGCUCGAGAAGGGCUCCAACGUCGCUGUUUUCGGUGCAGGUUGCGUCGGUCUCUCCGUCAUUCAAGGUGCUGUAAAGAACGGCGCGGGCAAGAUCAUCGUCGUCGAUGUCAACGACAGCAAGGAGGAGUGGAGCAAGAAGUUCGGUGCUACGGACUUCGUAAACCCCACCAAGUUGAGCGGACAGAGCAUCCAGGAGAAGCUGAUUGAGAUGACCGAUGGAGGUUGCGACUACACUUUCGACUGCACUGGCAACGUCAACGUCAUGAGGGCGGCGCUCGAGGCAUGCCACAAGGGCUGGGGAGAGAGCAUCAUCAUUGGUGUUGCGGCAGCUGGACAGGAGAUCUCCACACGACCCUUCCAACUCGUCACCGGCCGCGUCUGGAAAGGCUGCGCCUUCGGCGGCGUAAAGGGCCGCACCCAGCUGCCCGGCCUCGUCUCCGACUACAUGAACGGCGACCUCAAGGUCGACGAGUUCAUCACGCACCGCCAGCCGCUCGACAAGAUCAACCAGGCAUUCGGAGAUAUGAAGGCGGGCGACUGUAUCCGGUGUGUUGUUAACAUGCGGGAGUGA